GACUCAGAGGGAGGUGGUGCUGUGGUUGAGGCGUCACUGGGAGGCUCGUUGGGCCCACAUGGAGGCGGGGCAGGGGUUGAAGGCGGUGGUGGGGCUGUAGACGAGGGCUCAGAUGGAGGUGGAGCUGUGCUUGAGGGCUCAGAGGGAGGUGGAGCUGUGCUUGAGGGCUCAGAGGGAGGUGGAGCUGUACUUGAGCCGUCACUGGGAGGCUCGUUGGGCCCACAUGGAGGCGGGGCAGGGGUUGAAGGCGGUGGUGGGGCUGUGGACGAGGGCUCAGAUGGAGGUGGAGCUGUGCUUGAGGGCUCAGAGGGAGGUGGAGCUGUACUUGAGCCGUCACUGGGAGGCUCGUUGGGCCCACAUGGAGGCGGGGCAGGGGUUGAAGGCGGUGGUGGGGCUGUGGACGAGGGCUCAGAUGGAGGUGGAGCUGUGCUUGAGGGCUCAGAGGGAGGUGGAGCUGUGCUUGAGGGCUCAGAGGGAGGUGGAGCUGUGCUUGAGGGCUCACUGGGGGGCUCGUUAGGCCCACAGGGCGGCUCUUGAGAAGAUGUCGUUAUCUCAGCGGUUGUUGCUUCAGUGGUCGUUGUUGUUGUUGGAGCCUCAGUGGUUGUUGUUGGCUCCUCAGUUGUUGUUGGAGCC
Messenger RNA from Drosophila takahashii, 633 nucleotides. NCBI's taxonomy places the organism in Eukaryota, Metazoa, Arthropoda, Insecta, Diptera, Drosophilidae. The record is from RefSeq and is a predicted model, not a curated record.